CGUCAUUGGCGCUCUCUGUCGGUAAAUUGAAGCGCUAAGUUCUCCCACUCUACAUACAGUCGUUUAGUCGAAGGUGUGUAGUGGGGAUGAAGCUGCGGCAUAGGUAACGUAAUGCGCAUCAGUCAGUUGUUUUGAAGCGGUCGUACGUGUCACUUGGAUUACUCGGUUUGCGAUUAACGCAGUGUUUUUCUUUUUCUUUUCCCUUGUGGAUACGAUCGAGAUCGUGUUUAAAAGCUAAUAUUAGAUAAUAUCGUAAUAUUUCGGUGACAGGCCGUAUAAAAUAUUUAAUCAUAAAUUAUUAGUGAGAUUUGAAAUAACGUUUGGUGAGAGUGUUGUUUUCGAACGAUCUCGUCUUAUUCAUUUUAUCUUCGUUUCCAUUUAUUAUUAUUACAAAAAGUUAAUGAUACCAAGAUUGUUAAGUCAUCAAAUUCGUUUCUAAGAAGGAUGUUUGAUCGCGACACAGCGAUACAUCUCAUUGCCGGAGGUGUUGCUGGUACAACAGGAGCUAUAGUAACCUGUCCACUCGAAGUGGUUAAAACACGUUUACAAUCCUCUUCGUCUGGCUUUCACCCGCCACCAGUGAAUAAAGAGUUUACGUCCGGUCAUGUCACGUGUAAAAGUUUUCCAACACCGGAGCAAAGGAGGAGACUGUGUACAGGAGGAUAUCCAAGGUGUUCCUUUCUGGCUCUUUCACAUUGCGGCGUGUCGACACCACCAGGUGGUAGUCCACACGCUUAUCCAACACCCGGUAUUAUCCAGUGUAUAAGAUACAUCAUUAAAAACGAAGGUGUGCGUGCCCUUUUCCAAGGUCUCGGACCAAAUCUUGUUGGUGUUGCACCUUCCAGGGCAAUCUACUUCUGUGCAUAUUCAAAAAGCAAAACGGCUUUUAACACGAUACUACCCCCGGACACUCCGAUAGUCCACGUAUUUUCGGCAUUUGGCGCUGGUUUCGUGGCAUGCACAUUGACAAAUCCUAUUUGGUUUAUUAAAACCAGACUACAGUUGGAUCAUCGAACGAACAAAAUUACUUCGAUAGAAUGUAUGCGGAGGAUAUAUCGACAAUCGGGUUUCCUAGGCUUUUAUAAGGGUAUUGUGGCGUCCUACGUAGGUAUAAGUGAGACUGUGAUACACUUUGUAAUUUACGAAGCUGUAAAGGCAUGGCUUGCGGCAAGGACGAGAGUUCCUUCUUCAAGAGGAGACGACAGAAAAACCUUACGUGAUUUUAUAGAAUUUAUGGUAGCUGGUUCGUUUUCCAAAACAAUCGCUUCAACGAUAGCUUAUCCUCAUGAAGUGGCAAGAACACGUUUACGCGAAGAAGGUACAAAGUAUCGAACGUUUGGUCAAACUUUACACACCGUAUAUAAUGAAGAAGGAACCAGGGGUUUGUACCGUGGACUUGGAACUCAUUUGGUAAGACAGAUUCCAAAUACAGCUAUAAUAAUGGCCACUUACGAAGCCGUAGUCUACAUCCUGAUGCGACAUUUCCAUUCAACUACUGUAAAUACAACGAACACAAGGACACAGUUUUAUGCUGAGACUAAAGCAAAGAGGGAACUGGCCUAGGAUUUGCUAAAAGGUCCUGAAUAAAGGGCCUUCAUUCUAAAUGCUAACGUUCGUGUUCUGAGGGGCCACGUUUCAUCAGGUCUUCAUUGUCCUCCUCCUCCUCUUCAUCCUCAUUAUCAUCGAGGAAAUAUUAAGAGACACCAUGGAAGAGAUGACGAUGGUGAGACGUCCUUUGGAGCUCAAUUACGAUUGUUACAUUGAAAGUAGCACCAAAAGGUACCACAACGUAGAACAACGCCUCAAUCCUCUAGAAAGUCUAGCAAAAAAAGUAGUCCUUCAUCCUUUCAGGUAGCAACUAAAACGCGUACGCAUGGAAUCCUGUUGUCUUGUGUACCUUGUAUACCAAACAGGCCAAUACCAAGUGAGGGCUGAUUUAAAGCUGGAACAAUGUGCUGACACACGUUGCUUCUCUUCCUCUUUUCCUCUAUCUCUAUCUUUAUCUUUUUCUCUUUCUCUUUCUCUUAUUAAUGAAAGUACAUUUUUUAUCUGUGACGCGGAAAUGGGAGAUACGUUUACUUUAUAUUAUAUUAUACAUAUACAUAUAUGACUCUUUAGAAAAACUAUAUUCUCCGAUAAUUUAGGAUUUUCUAUUCCUUUUUGCAAAGUUGCUGUUCCACCACCAUGUAUGUGUAUUAUAUUUCAAAGUAAUCGACAAACUAUAUAUGGAGAACGAACGAAUUGUUCAUUGUUAAAUUUUCUUUAUUUACAAAUUUUUAUGCUUAUAAAAUUAUAUUACGUUAUUAUUAUCAUUAUAUUUGUUUGUAUAUUUCGUUAUAUUUGACACGCGAGUAGAAAAUAGAUUGAAAUUUUGUUUUAUUUCUUUCUCUGUUAUAUUGAGAAAAGAGAGAUUGUGUUUUAACACAACGAAUUCUUUCUUCUUCUUCUUUUUUUUUUAUUUUUUAUUUUAUUCUGUUAUUAUUAUAACAGUAAUGUUAAUUUUUUGUCAGGAAAUUUUUCUUUUUAUUUAUCUACCUCUCUCUUUAUCUCUGGGUGGUAGAAAUAUCGAACAUUAAAAUUUGUUGUUUCCUUUAAAUAUAUCUUUACAUUUAUUAUCACAUCUCAACAAUUUGAUUCUUAUUAAUUAAUUUUAAUUUGAUUAUAUAUUAUUUUAUAUUCAAUAUUACAUUGCAAGAUGUAAGAAUCUCGAAUUGUAUUGAAUAAAUGAUUAUAAUUGAAUAAUAAAAGAGGCCGUGAUAAAAUAUGCAUACUAUUCGUUUAAAGCUUGCUGUUAUUAUUCCGUGUAAUAUUGAAGAUAUCGAUUAUUAAUAGGGAUAACAAAUGAUGAAAUCAAAUCUAUUUUGUGAAUAUAGAAAUACACAUAUUAUAUCACAU
Messenger RNA from Polistes canadensis, 2895 nucleotides. It is a transcript of the gene Rim2, whose product is annotated as solute carrier family 25 member 36-A. The record is from RefSeq and is a predicted model, not a curated record. Gene Ontology annotation, cellular component: mitochondrion; mitochondrial membrane. Bases 445 to 1563 code for a protein of 372 amino acids. Gene Ontology annotation, biological process: mitochondrial transport; pyrimidine nucleotide import into mitochondrion. The transcript has 6 exons. Gene Ontology annotation, molecular function: pyrimidine nucleotide transmembrane transporter activity. NCBI's taxonomy places the organism in Eukaryota, Metazoa, Arthropoda, Insecta, Hymenoptera, Vespidae.